Molecule: messenger RNA, 4052 nt
Organism: Carcharodon carcharias (great white shark)
Lineage: Eukaryota; Metazoa; Chordata; Chondrichthyes; Lamniformes; Lamnidae
Gene: dhrs11a
Product: dehydrogenase/reductase 11a
Exons: 7
Coding region: 194-961 (255 amino acids)
Molecular function (GO): oxidoreductase activity
Source: RefSeq, a predicted model, not a curated record
GGGCGGGCGGUGUUGGAAGUUGCUCUUCCCCCCCCCCCGCCCCACGGAAAGAGUGAGUAAGACAGACAGACAGACAGACAGAGAGAGAGAGAGCAGUGGAAAGGUUUCUCUGGUGUUUUGUCGGCCCACAUCCCGAUCUCCGUGAACAGACCUAGUGAAAGGGGGGAAGGUGGGGGGGUGGGUUCUCGGCGACAUGGAGCGCUGGAAGGGACGCGUGGCUCUGGUAACCGGAGCCUCGAUGGGGAUCGGCGCGGCUAUCGCCCGGGAGCUGGUUCAGCACGGCAUGAAGGUGGUGGGCUGUGCCCGGAGUGUGGAUAAAAUUGAGAAACUAGCAGCGGAAUGUGAGAGUGCUGGCUACGCAGGUACCUUGGUCCCGUACAAGUGUGACCUAACCAGCGAAGAGGAGAUCCUCUCUAUGUUUUCUGCCAUCAAGACACUGCACCAGGGUGUGGAUGUGUGUAUCAACAAUGCAGGACUGGCCCAUCCUGAACCGUUGUUAUCGGGGCGGACAGAAUUUUGGAGGAACAUGAUUGAUGUUAACGUGAUAGCAAUGUCUAUCUGCACCCGAGAGGCCUACCAGUCGAUGAAAGAGCGGAAUAUUGAUGAUGGACACAUUAUUAACAUCAAUUGUUUGAGUGGCCACCAAGUGUUCCCGGUCACAGCCACCCAUUUCUACGCAGCUACAAAGUUUGCAGUAACUGCCCUGACUGAGGGGUUAAGGCAAGAGCUCCGAGAAGCCAAGACGCACAUAAGGGCCACGUCUGUAUCUCCAGGAUUGGUGGAAACAGAGUUUGCAUUUAGGCUUUAUAAUAAUGACCCAGAAAAAGCUGCAGCAAUAUAUGAGAACCUUAAGUGUCUGAAGGCAGAGGAUUUGGCCAGUGCUGUUGUUUACAUCUUGAGUUCACCUCUUCAUGUUCAGAUUGGAGACAUUCAGAUGAGACCUACAGAGCAGCGGACAUAGCAGCUAAGAAAGGAGCAGCCACAGUUGUCAAUCGGCAAAAUAGAUAAUGGCAUGAGACCUCUGCUGGACAGUUUUUUCAAAAAAAUGUGAUGCUAAGGGUUGUGUGACGUCCCAUUUCAUUUGGCCCUGCCUAACUGGCAGAAUUCACCUUUCAUUCUCCAAGGAAAUAUUGUUUGCCUGUACUGAGAAAUCUGCUGUAGGAGCAGAACAUGUUAGAAUUAUUUUAUUUCAGGGCAAACCUUUUAACUUGAUUUUAUGUCUUUUGCUUCUGAUUGCUGCAGAUCAUUUUUAGUGCCAACUGUAGCAGUAAAGAUAUAAAAAAUAUAUGAAGGAUGAUUGUGCUGCAUAUAUAUAUGUGGAGAAAAUGAUUCUUGACCACCUGGCUUUCUAUUUUACUGGAUAUUUGUUUUAUGCUAAACCAUGCUAACAGUUAUGUGACUUCUUGUAGGUGUGCAUAUCUGUUGAGCUCCAUUCUGGUUUGCACUGAGAAUCCAUUACUACAGUUGGGUGAAAAUGUUAACUGUUUUGAAGGAGUUAUUUUAUGGGGCAUAAUUGAUAACUAAUUGUAAUAAGUAACCAGUCUCAUUGCUACAUAGUGAUGACAUUAAUUACUUUUAAUAUGAUUUCAUUGCUGCUUCAUUAUGGAUUAGAAUAAUAUUAUGAACCAGGAAACAGUUGGUUUAUCUAGUUUUUAUAUAUAGUUUUUUUUUAAAAAGGAAAAGCCUAGAUCACUAGAAUGUUAACAGGGCACUGAAUAUGAUCCAAAACAAACUAAAGGUUCCUCACUUUUUUUGAAUCUCUUAACUUUUUUCAUUUUAAUUUUUACUAUUCCACUAUUUUCUUUUUUCAAUGUUCCUUGUACAGAAGGAAGGCCUAGCAAUAAUAAUUGCACCUAGUGGCUUACUGAAGGACAUUUGCCCAUUGCCUUUCAUGACCACCUUCACCUUUGUCUAAAACUAAGAGGCUUCUCUAGUGGUUUAAUGCCAUUGAAGCCUAGACCAACUGGACUAGAGUACUAUUGGUUGUCACCUAUUUGUAAUUCUUGAAUUUAGCUGCUGAGAAUUCCUGCUACUAGGUUUUCUUUAUAACUUCAACAAUGUUAGAGAAGGAUGUGCAUAACUCUCAAAGGUUUCCCACUGAGGAAUAUGUAAUUCUGUAAUUUAUAAUAGUAACUCCAUUUCAAGCACUGAACAAUGCUGUGCUUCCUCUUGGAAUCCAUAUCUUGUUCACUGCUUAGUGAUGUUCAGUCUUUGCGGUCAGAUUGCUGUAAUGUGGCUCUUUGAAGGUGGUGUCACCUUGGAAUAUACCACAACAGGCAAAUAAAGCCACAUUGACAUGAAAAGUUAACUUUGUUUCACUCUCCACAGAUACUGCCAGACCUACUGAACAUUUCCAGCAUUUUCUGUUUUUAUAUUAAAUAGAGCCACAUUCGUAGGAACUAUAUACCACAGAUGAACGCUCAGUUAACCCAGAAUAAUGUGAUAGUUUAGCGCAGAUCUGCAGUGCUUAGUUAAUAAACAUUUGUGGUCUUGUCUGUGGUGAUGUAUUUCCAGGUGACAUCAUCUUUAUUACAAAGAGGCCACCAUAUGGGAGUAGAGCAGAUAGUAUGCAAACUUGCAUUGGACAUCAAUUAGCUGAUUUCCAGAAAUGCUUCACUCCCAAAAUUGUGCUGCCUGGUAAUCCAGAUGCUAAUUUACUUUAAAUUCGCUUAUUCCCUAAAGAAUAAAAAUAAAAAGGGAAAUGCAAAUUUUAAAGAUACCUAUAUCUUAGAAAAAAACAGGCAUCUUCUAUUGAUCAUGUUUUCUCUACCUACAUGCGAGAAAAUCACAGUGGUUUAAUUUGGGACUUAAAGUUGUGUCAAGUCCCAUUAACCCCAGCAAGAAAAAAAUGACAAGUUUGCAGGUUUUAAGGAGCACCUUUUUUUUUCCAGUUUUGGCAAUAUGACCUUUAUCAGGAUUUCACUGUGUGGCAUUGCCACUUUAACAGUGAAAGCUAACAGAAAGGGAGCAUACUCAACAAUUUAUUUUUUAAAAUAGAGAAUGAGCUGCUCUAAGGUAGCCCAGAGGAUUCUGUAAAGGUGAUACCUAGUCCAUUUCUCAGUUCUGAUUGGUCCCAACUGGCCUGAAAGUCACUUUCCAACUACUUGUAGCAGCCAGCCCUGAAACUUUGUGAAUCACCUUGUACUUUGAGGUUCUUAGCUCCACAUAUAAUUCAUGUACAAAAUUUAGACGCAGUUUUGCCUUACCCUGCACAAUUAGCAUUUUUUAAUAUAAAAUUAAUAAUUUAAAGAAAGGGAAUAUGUGUGAUAAAACUUCAGCCACUCUCCUCUUCACUGAAGUAUGCUACAGAUUUCCCAGUUCAAGCUGCUGACAUUGUUUUUUUUCCCCUGCAGUCCUGCUGGGUAUUUCUAUAUGUUUGCUCCCUCAACUCAAAGAUGAUAACUCUUAUUGUGGGGGCCAGUGUGAGAAAGCCAGGUGAGGAUUGGAUUGGAUGUUGAUUGAACAACUUACCAUCACUCGUGUAGAGUCUUGCUAGGAGUUCUCUAGUACCUAUCUAAAUGAGCAUUCCACAUUUGUGUGAUGUUAGGCUACUCAGUCACCACCCAUUCCUAUUUAAUGUGCUCUUCCCGCUCACCCCAAAUUUCAGAGCACCUGACGGAAGUUUUGACAUCUCAGUUGGUAUUUCUGUCUUUCUCUCAUUGAUAUUCUAGGAAAACUGCUGAAUCCUAUAUAAUUGUUGGUAGCCACUCUUAUAUUUGCACACAUGUUCUGUGUGGUAUUCCUGAAUAAUAAAUAUAUUAAAUGUUGAAUAAGUAAAAAUUGAAUAACUCUGAAGAUUGGGGACGUAAAGCUACUUAAAGGGCAAUAAUGACCAGUCCUGAUAGACCCCCUUCACAUAUAAGCUUAUGCCCUUCUCAACUACCCAUACUCCAAGCAUGUUUCCAGAUUAUCAAGAGCUCAAAAGUCUGUUUCCCCCAAUGUGCUGAACUAUGCUAACAAUCCCUGUUUUAUUUAAGUGCCCUGUGACCAAAAAGAUAUCUGUAUGUAUUCUUCUCUGAAUAAUACAAUAAAAAUAAUAAUUAAGCGGUUAA